Molecule: messenger RNA, 1230 nt
Organism: Trametes versicolor FP-101664 SS1
Lineage: Eukaryota; Fungi; Basidiomycota; Agaricomycetes; Polyporales; Polyporaceae
Exons: 3
Coding region: 1-1230 (409 amino acids)
Source: RefSeq, a predicted model, not a curated record
AUGUCAAUACCCGAAGACAAUGCAGCUUUUGCGCAAAACAAGGAGUCGGAAUCACAGCAACCCGCGACGCGGUGUAUGCGGUGCCACACCGCUCUCGCUCCCAACGGCGCAUACAAGCACACCUGCGACGUGUGCCACAAGAUCAUCGGCGCGAAAGUGAACGCGAAGCUCAAGAAGGAUGCAAACAAAGCUCUCGCGAAGAUGCGCGCCGCCGCCGUGCCCGCGGUGGUCCAGCACAGUGCGAGCGUGCCAGCCUUCAAGUUGGCAGUGGAGCCUCCGAAGCCGCCGAUUGUCGUCAAGUCAAAGGCAACCACGGGGGCGACGUCGGCGCCGCAGCCUCCGAAGCGAAAGUUGGAGGAGGUGUCUGGGACACAGACGGGCGAGGAAGACUCGCGCCCCUUCAAAGUGACCGCGCACAAGGGGAAGGAGUAUCAGACGGGGGACGCGCUGCUCGAUGCGCUGGCCGCGCAGUGGCAGGGUCCCCGAGCCACCAGGGACGCGUCUUCAUCGACAGCGCAAGCCCAUGUGAACUUCAUGGGAGGAUACACCGUUGUACUCGACCCCUCCGUCUCGUCAGAGACCCGCGUCGAGCAACUCACUGGCGCGUGCAAAGCUUCAAGCAAAAGGAUUCCGAUCGGGAAGCUGGUGAGGCGCUUCAACGGUGCGUCGGAGCGGCAUUCCCGGGAGUACUGGUGCAUAUGUGCAGGCGUAGCAACCCCACCGUCGAAGCCUCCAAAUGCCCCCGCUGCCGCUGCCAGCCCUGUCCCCUCACAGCCACUCGACGCUAUCCCUAAAUCCGGGGCGCCGCUCAAGCGCAGCCAGAGCACCUUGACGACCUGGCUUGCGGCUGUGCGCCCCAGCACACAAGGCGGCCGCAGUGGGGCCGAAGAGGACGCGCCGGGCCGUGGGGUCUGUGGCGGGACCAUUGGGGUGGAUGCGGUGACAGACUUUUCGCAUCCGCUUGCGCGGAAGGGCAUCAAGGGCCAGCGGGUGACGCGCACCGGCGUCGCAUCGCGUCGCAUCGACGUUAGCGAGGACAGGCGCACCCAUCGCGAGGCCCGGCCGCGGUCCACGAGCAUGAGCGCGGCCGACUCCGGGACUUCAUCGACGACCGACGUCUUGCCUCCGAGUCGCACCGUCGGCGGGUCUCAGGAAUUCCGCACGCCUCUCCUAGGAGCCGGGCUGAUCGUAGGACUUAUCAUCGUGAUUUGUCGGUACUUCUAUUCGUGA